This is a messenger RNA of Phragmites australis (common reed), 1396 nucleotides long. RefSeq lists its product as uncharacterized. Bases 126 to 1061 code for a protein of 311 amino acids. Gene Ontology annotation, cellular component: catalytic step 2 spliceosome; post-spliceosomal complex; post-mRNA release spliceosomal complex. The record is from RefSeq and is a predicted model, not a curated record. The transcript is spliced from 2 exons. Lineage: Eukaryota; Viridiplantae; Streptophyta; Magnoliopsida; Poales; Poaceae. Gene Ontology annotation, biological process: mRNA 3'-splice site recognition; generation of catalytic spliceosome for second transesterification step.
UCUUUCCCUAUCAAUUCGAGCCCUACCUGAAUCGAACCCGCUUGCCUCCUCCCUCCUCUCGCCCCAAACCCUCGCCCUGCUCAAGAACCUCGCCGCCGGCCGCCGCCUCCCCCCGACCGGCCGCCAUGGCUCGCAACGAGGAGAAGGCGCAGUCGAUGCUCAACCGCUUCAUCACGAUGAAACAGGAGGAGAAGCGCAAGCCCCGGGAGCGCCGGCCCUACCUCGCCUCCGAGUGCCGCGACCUCGCGGAUGCCGAGCGCUGGCGCUCCGAGAUCCUCCGCGAGAUCGGCGCCAAGGUCGCCGAGAUCCAGAACGAGGGCCUCGGCGAGCACCGCCUCCGCGACCUCAACGACGAGAUCAACAAGCUCCUCCGCGAGCGCGGCCACUGGGAGCGACGCAUCGUCGAGCUCGGCGGCCGCGACUACUCCCGCAGCUCCAACGCGCCCCUCAUGACCGACCUCGACGGCAACAUCGUCGCCGUCCCCAACCCCUCGGGUCGUGGCCCCGGGUACCGCUACUUCGGCGCCGCCAGGAAGCUCCCCGGCGUGCGUGAGCUCUUCGAAAAGCCGCCUGAGAUACGCAAGCGCCGCACGCGGUACGAGAUCCACAAGCGCAUAAAUGCCGGGUACUACGGGUACUACGACGACGAGGACGGCGUGCUGGAGCCCCUCGAGGCCGCCGCCGAGAAGCGCAUGCGGACGGAGGUCGUCAAGGAGUGGCAUCGUGUGGAGCGGGUGCGGCGAGAGGCAAUGAAGGGGGUGGUGAGCGGCGAGGUGGCUGCACCAGGUGGGCGCGGCGGGGAGGCUGCUCGGGAGGUGCUGUUUGAGGGAGUGGAGGAGGAGGUGGAGGAGGAGAGGAAGCGUGAGGAAGAGAAGAGGGAAAGAGAGAAUGGGGAGGAGGCUGGGAGGGAAUUUGUUGCACAUGUGCCGCUACCCGAUGAGAAGGAGAUUGAGCGGAUGGUCUUAGAGAGGAAGAAGAAGGAGCUGCUUAGCAAGUAUGCCAGCGAUUCCCUGCAGGUCGAACAGGAAGAGGCUAAGGACAUGCUCAAUGUGCGACGCUAGAAGAGACGGUUGGUCAAUUGCUUCAUUGGUGGGUUCUUCGGGAUCUGAAACUGAGCACUGAAAUGCACGAAGGAAUGAUCUUUGCGGAGUGCUGGUGUCGACGCAGCCCUGGAAGAUAUUUGAUGUAAAAGAAACAGUAGGGUUUACUUGGAUUACAACAUCAGUCCGUUUAAUCAGUCUUGAUGAGUGAUGACUGGUGGCAAGUCGAAGGCUAAACCUGCUGUCCUGGUGCACCGUGUAUGUGUGUACUGUAACUCUUAUAAUGUACAACCGUUGGCUACAUUGAUUCAUCUCUUGAAAUUUCAGUGAUAUAAGAAAAAUGUUAUCAUCUGCUA